CCCUUCCAGACUGUAUAAAUAUCUGAGAGCAGUUGGGAAGAGCUCAGUGUUGCAGAGCUGCUCAUAGAAGAGAGAACAAGGCAAGGGGAGAGGGCACAAGACGACCUGUUAGGAGAAAAAAAUCCUCUGAGUUAAAUCUGGAAAUUGGCUUGGAUUAAAAAAAAUUAAUCAAUUUGCACAGGAACAGAACGUUGGAUUGUGGGGAAACAAACAAACAAACAUAAAAAGACUUAAGAUAUUAGUAUAAAUUGCUCAGGCGUGUCUGAAAGAUGCUCUUCCUCUCGUUGCUGUGCGUAUGUGGCCUCCUGCUGCGAGGUGACGCCCAGGACCGAGCCUCCCUGUGGAGGGGGAACGACCGGAGCGGCCGAUGCCAGUACACCUUCACCGUGCCCAGCCCCGCGGAGGCCACUUGCCCACAGGCUGGGGGUCCAGAGCUGGACGGCCUGAAGGCCAGGCUCGGGGUGCUGGAGGCGCUGGUGGCCCAGCUCGGCGGGAAGGGCGUUCAGCCGCGGGGAGGCCAGCAGGGGGCCGCUGCCAGACCGCAGCCCGAGCUCCAGGAGGCUCUCAACCGAGCGGUGGCAGAGAGGAACCUGCUGCAAGGGGAGAAAGAGAGGCUGCAGAGGGAGCUGGACACGCUGAAGAUCAGGAUGGAGGAGAUGAGGCGGGAGACGGAGAGGCUGAGGAGCAGACCCUGCCUGUCUCAGAGCCCAGUGGCAGCUGCCACCGCCACCCAGCAAGACUGGGGCAGAGGCAGACCGGCUGCUGGUUCCAGUCAGAUGUCCCACCUCAUGACGAGGCCCAACCGGCAGGGCGACAGCAGCAACCCGAGAGAUUCAGCCUGGCCGCAUGGAGCCCAGGGCUUUCAGGAACUGAAGGCUGAGGUGACCGAGGUGCCUGCACCCGACGGCAACGUCGACAACACAGGAUGCGGGGAGCUGAUUUCCGUGGGUGAGCCGGUCACCCACAGGAAGGCUGACAACAUCGCAGGUAAAUACGGUGUCUGGAUGCAGGAUCCCGAGGCCGUUUCCCCCUAUGGAGCCAGCAUGCUCUGGCGCAUCGACACGAUUGGCACCGAGGUCAGGCAGCUGUAUGGGUAUGAUGACAUGGAGCAGCUCUCCAAAGGCUUCCCUUCCAAGGUCCUGCUGCUGCCAGACCCAUUGGAAAGCACCGGGGCCACAAUAUACCGAGGGUCCCUGUACUACCAGAGACGGCUGAGUCGCACCCUGAUCCGCUAUGACCUGGCCUCUGAGAACGUGGCGGCCCGUCGUGAACUCCCCCACGCUGGCUUCCACGGCCAGUUCCCCUACUCCUGGGGCGGCUACACGGACAUCGACCUGUCUGCGGACGAGAAGGGGCUGUGGGCUGUCUACUCCACCAGCAAAGCCCAAGGAGCCAUUGUGAUCUCGAAGCUCGACCCACACAGUCUGGAGGUGAAGAGGAGCUGGGAGACGAGCAUCAGGAAGGCGUCCGUGGCCAACUCCUUCAUGAUCUGCGGGAAGCUUUACACCGUGGCCAGCUACGCAGCCCGCGACACCACCAUCAACCACGUUUACGACACGGCAACCAGCCAGCUGAAGGCCGUGUCCAUUCCCUUCAAGAACAAGUACGGCUACAACAGCAUGAUUGACUACAGCUUGGCCCAAAGGAAGCUGUUUGCCUGGGACAACUUCCACCUAGUGUCCUACGACCUCAGGCUGGGCCGCCAGCAGGCUAACUGAGGUCAGCAUCAAUGACUGUUUGCUCACCUGUUCCUGCUUCAGAGACUCACAGUUUUAGACCAUAACAUGAGCAACAGCAGCAGCAGUUACAAAGAUAUGGAAAAGCAAAAAGCUCACAAGUAGUCAGUUUCCACCCAAUAUGUGUAAGAAAUUAUGAGGGGGAAAAAAAACAUCCUUGUUUAAUUAGUCAGGAUGAUUUAAAAUAGUGUUUUCUGACCUGAUGCUGUUUUCUGUUUGGUAACUCUAGAGGUGUUCUCCAUCAAAGCAAAAAAAGGUUUUUUGCCAUAUUUUACAGCAUCCUGAAAGUAAGUCGGACAAAUUGUGGCCCUAUUGUCUUUCCAUAGAAAGCUAACGCCUUUUCACCUGUAGGAAAACUACCAAACUCCUUAAACAUUGGAGGCAUGGUGCCUCCCGCAGGUCUGCUUUUCAUUUUCCUUUAUUCUCGUUCCUUAUUUUGCCGUGGCAUGGUCCACAAUGUUGUUUUCAGAGGAAUUAUUUUUGUACCGCCUUUAAUCCAUGUAUGUGAUUUUGUCGUUUUCCGUGUAAAGCUAUGUAUUUGUGAAUUAAAUAAACCACGAAUCAGUUUAACCAAAAACAUGAUUUGCAUUUGAUUCAGUAAUGCUGCGAUACCAACUCCUGUGGUUUUACAUGCCCCGCAGUGAUUUAUCAGCCAACAUCCCUCUAUAAAACUGCUCCAAUAAAGCAUGUAUUGAAUAUUGCAUGUUUUUGCACAGUGUAGUCAACCUGUGUCCAAAAUCCUCAUAAAAUAAAGUUUAUUGAUGACG
Gambusia affinis (western mosquitofish) is the source of this 2503-nucleotide messenger RNA. It is a transcript of the gene myoc, whose product is annotated as myocilin. The record is from RefSeq and is a predicted model, not a curated record. Bases 270 to 1718 code for a protein of 482 amino acids. Gene Ontology annotation, biological process: osteoblast differentiation; signal transduction. The transcript has 5 exons. NCBI's taxonomy places the organism in Eukaryota, Metazoa, Chordata, Actinopteri, Cyprinodontiformes, Poeciliidae. Gene Ontology annotation, cellular component: Golgi apparatus.